AUGCACCGCCCCAUGCAGCCCUGGCAUCGCCUGGCUGCCCACAGCCUCUGCAGGGCUGUCGGCACAUCCUCCCCGUCCCCAAAGCUGCGUUCCCACAGUGCUGCUGGGCCGGCCCUGCUGGGAUCCCCCUGCAGCCUGACUCACAUCCUCUCUGUUCCCUUGCCCCCUCCAGUGGACCAGAGCAUGUUUGAGAACGCCAGCGCCGGCACGGCACCCGCGCCGCGGGCACAGCACGUCCCUGCCGCGGUGGGCGCCGCGCCCCAGCCCUGCCGGCCCGCCGGCAGCCAGCACCUGCGCAACCUGGGCAAGGCCGUGGGCGCCAAGGUGAACGACCUGCUGCGGCGCCGGGAGCCGGCCGGCCUGCCCGCCGUGGGAGCCACGGAGGUGAACGCCAGCGCGGGCGCCGUGCUGGCCACGGCACAGCCGCCCGCCGAGCACGGGGCUGUGGCACUGGAGGCCUUUCCCCGGCUGGAGCCCCCGCCCCCCAUCACCAAGAAGCGGACGCCGCGCGCCCUGAAGACCCCCCAGGACAUGCUCAUUGCUCCGCAGCCGGAGGGGACCGGCGCCAGGGGUGGCACCGAGGAGCCUCCUGAACCGCCCCCGGCUCACCCUGAGCCCACAGAGGAGCAGCCGGGGAUGGGGGACCUGUCUCCUCCAGCAUGCCCUGGUGUCCUCGGUGUGACAGGUGCCCUAGAGCCCAGCGGGGACCAGCCUACCAGUGCCCUACCCGUGCCCGACCUCAUCCAUAAGGGCAGCCAGGAGAGCCAGUGGCAAGUGGGUGAGAGGGCCACUGAGAUGUCAGCCAGCACAGAGAAGCCCUCACGGAGACAGGGGCUGGAGCACGAGCCAGCAGCGAGCACGGGGCGUCCAGAACCACGUGCCUCUGGCUGGGAGGUGGAGGGGGCCCAUCCUGACCUACUGUCCUUUGAGUAGCAGUGGGUGGCUGUGACAGGGGUGCCAUGGGGGCUGGCUCUCCCAGACUUGUCUCUCACUGCCACUUGCCUUUUUUGGGGUGAUUAUUUUGGAAAGGGGGAAGUCCUGGAGUGGAACGAGCCAUUUGCUGCCCAGUGUGGGCUCUGGGGAGCCAUGAAAACCUGCUUCUCCCCAGAUUCCCAGGAGGGGCACAGCCUGUCCUGCCAUGGUUUCUGCAGCCCCAUUCUGGCCCCCUAUUCACCCUAGUCAUGCCAAGCUCCUGUCCUGCCACAGUGCCACUGCCACCCUGUCUGCAGCCAGGAGCCUUGCUGAACUGGGAACCAAGGGGGUGCGUGGGGGUAGAAGUGCCAGCCUGCCCCAAACCCCAUUGGCUCUGCUGGAGCGAGCAUCCUGUGAGAAUCCCACAUGCACUACACACUUCCCCGUGUCUGCACUGGCUGCCUUGGUCCAGAGGAUUUCCCAGCUCACACCAUGUGCUUGCUGAGAUGCCCCGUCCUGGGUACCAGCAGGCUCACCCAGCCCUGGUGCCAGGAGCCAGGACAGCAGAUGUGUCCAGAGCCUUCUCCAGGUGCUGACCUCGUGGUGUUACUCUGCUGAGUGCCAUCUCCUUGCACUGGGGCCCCAGAUGCACUGGGCUCUGGCAGGAUGCACAAUUGCUGGCCAGUGGGCUCUGGCAGGGAGCUGAGCUCUCUGUGAGACUCCCUUCCAGCUCCUGCUUGUUUCCUGGUCUCAUCCCAGCCACCAUGGACAGAGCUGUCCAGGCAGGCAGCCCUCUCCAUAAAGGGGAGUCACUGCUCCCCUUUAUUUCCUGGGACGGUGCUCUCUGCAAGACUGGGACACACAAAGCCACGUGGUCCUCUGAAACUGCUGCAUGAGUGUUUUGCCAUGGAUUACAGGAGAAGUUAGCCAGCCUGGGGACAUCUCUGUCAACGCAAGGCAGCAGCUCUGAGAUGGAACUUUUUGCUUAGAGCUUUUAUGUACAUCCUCACCGCAAAGGUGGUUUUCAGAGGAAAAGCUCCAAAGCCCCAGGCUGGGUUGGAGGAACCCAGGAGCUCAUGGGUGAGGCUGCUCACAGCUCCUUCUGGGCCAUACAGGAUGGUUGGGCUGAAGAAAUGUCUUCCACCACCCAAAGCCAUGCUAUCCCGCUGGAGGAAGGAAGCUGUGAGCAGGGAUCCCCUCGCCCUGGGAGCAGCCCCCCAUGUCCUUGUUGUUGGUGUGGGGAUGCCACAGUGGCACUGGGGCCCUGCAGCUCUGUGCUCUGGGAAAGCCCUGCUCAAGAGUGAAGGGACGCAGAGUUGCACAGAGCCCAUGUUCAGUGCUGAGGUGUCACACACCCUGACAAUGUGAUCACGCUGUGCAUGGCCACCUGCACCCUCAGCUCCAGGGGUGUGUGUGUGCUGCCAGGUCUGCACUGCGGUGUUGGUGUUGAUGGAAACCAGGACUUGCAGGCCCUGUCUGAAGAACCACUAUCUUCAAUCGCUGUGAUCCCAAGGGAACCUUCCCCUUGAGGGUUGUCACUCACAGCCGGUUAGAGUCCAGUCCCUCUAUUUAUGUUGUCAGGGUGCGUGUGUGUGGUUUGAGACAAGAGAUGCAGAUUGCACAAUAAAUUUUUUUGGUUUUUGUACCUA
Messenger RNA from Melospiza georgiana, 2561 nucleotides. RefSeq names its product chromosome 9 C1orf226 homolog (gene C9H1orf226). Bases 1 to 933 code for a protein of 310 amino acids. The record is from RefSeq and is a predicted model, not a curated record. The transcript is spliced from 2 exons. Lineage: Eukaryota; Metazoa; Chordata; Aves; Passeriformes; Passerellidae.